CUUGGUAUUUAACCACCACACCCAUCUCGCUCCUCAUAGCUGGGACUCUGCUGUGCAUACUCGUCACACUGCUCACAUAGGAAGUCAAAGAUGGCACUAGUGGCUGAGUUCCUAGGUCAAAUCACAUUCAAUUUGGGGGCCAAUGAGCCCACCUACCCCACUGUGGUUCCUGCACCUGAUUUCGAUCCUGACAAAGAUGCUGCCAGAAUAGAGACCGCUAUCAAAACAAAAGGUGUAGAUGAACAGACCAUUAUUCAGAUCCUGACCAAACGGACGUAUGGCCAAAGACGAGAAAUUGCCUUUGCAUAUGAGAGGCGAGCCAAAAAGGAUAUGAUUUCUGCCCUGAAGGGGGCACUGUCUGGCUCACUAGAGACCGUCAUUUUGGGACUAAUGAAGAGCACUGCUCAGUAUGAUGCCUCUGAGAUCAAAGCUUCUAUAAAGGGUUUGGGGACAGAUGAGGAGAGCCUGAUAGAGAUCCUCUGUUCUCGAAGCAACGCUGAGCUGCUGGAGAUUAAGCAAGUCUACAAAGAAUUGUUCAAGAAGGACCUUGAAAAGGAUGUGGCUGGAGACACAUCAGGAGACUUUGCUAAGCUGCUGCUGGCCCUUGUGGAGGCCAAGAGGGCUGAGCCAAGCAGUGUUGUUGACUAUGAGAAAAUUGAUGAAGAUGCCAGAGCACUGUAUGAAGCUGGGGUGAAGCGGAAAGGCACUGAUGUCAAGACCUGGAUUGCCAUCAUGUCAGAGAGAAGUGUCCCUCAUCUGCAAAAAGUAUUUGAUAGAUACAAGAGCUACAGCCCAUAUGACAUGCAGGAGAGCAUCAGGAAGGAGGUGAAAGGAGACCUGGAGAAGUCUUUCCUCACCUUGGUUCAGUGCUUUGAAAACAAACAGCUAUACUUUGCCAACAGACUCAAUGAUGCCAUGAAGAGUAAAGGAGCGAAGGAGAAAGUAGUGACAAGGAUCAUGGUUUCCCGCUGCGAGGUAGACCUUAAGAAGAUCAGGUCUGAAUUCAAGGCCCAGUAUGGGAAGUCUCUGUACCAGACCAUUGCUGAGCACACCAAAGGAGACUAUCAGACGGCCCUACUGAGUCUGUGUGGUGGAGAUGAUUAAAGUGGGCUGGGUCACUCUUGUUCCAGUAGUCUCGGAUUCCAUGAGCCUCAGGGGUGAAGCCCAGGACUCCAAUCUGUCUCUUAAACUGGACACACAGGAUUGCAGUCAUGUCAAGAUAUCAUCUAGACAAAAUCUCUGUGUUCCAUUAUGUGCUUUUAUUUACAUUUUUGAAGUAAUGAUGUUUUACUGAUCAGACCCAUGUUAAUAAGCUUAUCUGAAUUAGCAUUGUACACACAGGACCAUAAAUAAAGAGACAAGACUUUUUAAAUUGG
Molecule: messenger RNA, 1376 nt
Organism: Pygocentrus nattereri (red-bellied piranha)
Lineage: Eukaryota; Metazoa; Chordata; Actinopteri; Characiformes; Serrasalmidae
Product: annexin A2-like
Exons: 13
Coding region: 91-1104 (337 amino acids)
Cellular component (GO): cytoplasm
Molecular function (GO): calcium ion binding; calcium-dependent phospholipid binding; phospholipase inhibitor activity
Source: RefSeq, a predicted model, not a curated record